This is a messenger RNA of Benincasa hispida (wax gourd), 3117 nucleotides long. RefSeq names its product DUF21 domain-containing protein At4g33700-like. Gene Ontology annotation, biological process: magnesium ion homeostasis; intracellular manganese ion homeostasis. NCBI's taxonomy places the organism in Eukaryota, Viridiplantae, Streptophyta, Magnoliopsida, Cucurbitales, Cucurbitaceae. Gene Ontology annotation, cellular component: cytoplasm. The record is from RefSeq and is a predicted model, not a curated record.
ACAAUUAAAAGAAGCUUAACAAAAGAUUAAUACAUACUGCCUACUAGAAUAGAAUAAAAUGCACUUUAUUAUCUAUAGCUCAAUUCUCCUUUGGUUUGAUUGUAUAGUAAAACACUACCAAUGGUGUUUUGGAUAAACCUAUCCUCAAAAGUCAUUAAAAAAAAAAACUCAGCUUAAAAUUGUAGAAAUGCAAAAGUUUCAAGUAUAAAAACACGAUUCAAAUCACCUUGUAUGAAGUGAAAUCCUUCUGAUACAAAAGAAGCUAAACAUACCAACCAAAUUAACCACACACCAAUUAACUAACCAUACAGAAUCUGAGAUGGAACAACCAUAGGAUGUCUUCUUUUUCCUGUCUCCAAGAAUUUCAGAGCUUUUUUAGCUAGUUUUUGAAGCUUCUCUUUCUGAACCAACACCAACAAGUCAAGGAGAAGAAGCAGCUAGUACUGAAAAUGGGAGUGGAAUAUAGUUGCUGCACUACAGGAUUUUUCGGUUGCAUUGGAAUAGUCAUCUUCUUGGUGUUGUUUGCUGGGUUGAUGUCUGGCCUCACUCUUGGGCUCAUGUCUAUGAGCCUUGUUGAGAUUGAAGUUCUUGCCAAGUCUGGAAAACCAAGUCACCGUAAACAUGCUGCAAGGAUAUUGCCAGUUGUUAGAAGACAACACUUGCUGCUUUGCACUUUAUUGAUCUGUAAUGCUGCAGCCAUGGAGGCACUUCCAAUAUUUUUGGACAGCUUGGUGACAGCUUGGGGAGCUAUAUUGAUCUCUGUCACUUUGAUCUUAUUAUUUGGUGAGAUUAUUCCUCAAGCUGUUUGUUCUAGAUAUGGUUUAGCAAUUGGUGCAACAGUGACCCCUUUUGUAAGGGUUCUUGUUUGUAUUUGCUUUCCUGUUGCAUAUCCUAUAAGCAAGCUAUUGGACUUUUCAUUGGGUAAAGACCAUAAAGCUUUGUUUCGUAGAGCAGAACUGAAAACACUUGUAGAUUUUCAUGGAAAUGAGGCUGGAAAAGGAGGAGAGUUGACACGAGAUGAAACAACCAUAAUAGGAGGAGCACUAGAACUCACUGAGAAGGUCGCGAGAGAUGUCAUGACUCCCAUUUCUAAAACUUUUGGGAUCGAUAUUAACGCUAACCUUGACAGCAACUUGAUCAAGUUAAUUCUGGAGAAAGGACAUAGCAGAGUGCCUGUGUUCUAUGAACGCCCUACAAAUAUCAUUGGCCUCAUAUUGGUGAAAAAUUUAAUAACUAGGCUUUCACCAGAUGGGGUACCAAUUAAGAACUUCCCAAUUCGGAAAAUUCCAAGGGUCUCAAAAACAAUCCCAUUAUACGACAUUCUAAAUGAUUUCCAGAAAGGUCAUAGUCAUAUGGCUGUUGUCGUUAGAGAAAAAGAAAAUCCAGAGAAGUCUGUCAACGGAAAUCAACUUGAGGCAAACGAUGUGAAAGUGGAUAUCGAUGGUGAAAAUCAUCAACAGGAAAAGAGUUUAAAGAGCAAGAGAUCGCUAAAAAGGUUAAACACAUUUGUCGAUCGUAGUAAUUCCUACCGAAAGUUCUCUGGAAGUAAAAAAUGGUCCAAAGACCUCAACUCAGAGGUCUUGCAUAUUGCCGAUGACCUGUUGCCCAAGCUCUCUGAAGAGGGGGAAGCAAUCGGCAUCAUAACACUUGAAGAUGUCAUUGAGGAGCUUUUACAGAUUUUUCGAACGGGGAUUUCCAAGACGAGGCUUUCUCAGAAAGGAACAACUUUUUCAGAAAGGAUGACAGAAAAGUGUCUAUUUAUUUGAUUUGGAGGUGAAUGGGAUGAGAAUGAAAGUUCAUAUAUUGGGGGACAGUUGAAAGGAAUUGUUGUGCCCCCUACAGUGAAUCAUGAAGAACUUAAAUCUCGCAUUUACAGGGCUACAAAAGUCAGUUCUUCAGAGUUUGAUUCUAUCCUGAAGGUUAAAUAUAAUCUUGAAUUUGAAGCCCCUCCACAAUACAUAAUGGAUGAUGAUGAUCUUCACUUCUUUCUUUUGCGAGAAGAGCUUAGUAGACUUCAGAUAGCUGUAAUGUUGAAGUCUAAACAGACGAAAGGGUUGGAAUGGGGUUUGGAAAUAUGAGUUAUGAUGAUACGGCUGUGGACAGACAAUACGAGGAAUCAUAUCAGUUUCGUCGGGAAGAGGAUGAUAUUCCAUUGUCUACCAACACUGUACCAUCAACAUUCGAUUAUAUGGAUUGUGGUCUUUCAGUGGAUGUGGAUGUGAAUGAGCAACCAACAGAAUUGAAUGAAAUGGAUCGUGAUCAUGGAGAUGUGCGUCGUUCUACAACAGCUUCAUUGGUUCUACCAUCUGUGUCUUCAAGUCAUAGGACAGAGUUGAUUAUGCCUAGCACCUCUUCAUCUGGGACAAAGGACGUUGAAGUUGGUCAACUAUUUUUUAGCAAAAAGGACUUGAAAAUGAGAUUGUCUAUUCUGUCCAACAACAAAAAUUUUGAAUUUAAGGUCAGGAAAUCAACCAAAUCUCUGUUCACUAUCAAAUGCAUUGGGGAGACAUGUAAGUGGAGCCUUCGUGCAGUCAAAAUGGAAGGGUCUGAUAUAUUCAAGAUCACAAAGUACUGUAGUUCGUACACAUGUUCCAUAGAAAUUUUGAAUCACGACCAUAGACAAGCAACUACUACAAUAGUUGGUCAACUCAUCAAAGAUAAGUUCACGGGCAUAGGACGUAUUUAUAAACCUUGUCAUAUCGUUGAGGAUAUGAGGAGAGAUUAUGGCGUGAACAUAAGUUAUGAUAAAGCGUGACGUGCAAGGGAAGCCACAUAUGAUCUCGCUAGAGGUACUCCAGAAUACUCAUACUUCAUACUACAUGCCUAUGGAGAAGCGCUAAAAAUAGAGAAUCCAAGUACAGUCUUUGAGAUCAAACUUGAAGAUGAGGUGCAUUUCAAGUAUAUGUUUAUGGCAUUAGGGCCUUGUAUUAGAGGUUUUGCAAGUUGUUGGCUUUGUAUUAUUGUUAAUGGGUCGCACUUGAAAGAAAAAUACAAAGGCACCAUAUUGGUUUCGGUUUCUAUGGACGGGAACAAUCAAUUAUACCCACUAGCAUAUGUAAUAGUGGACAAUGAAACCGAUCGAUCAUGGAAAUGGUUUAUGUCAAACUUGAAAUGCAG